UUCUUCUGCUAAAUGCAAAGCGUCGCUGCGGCUGCUCAACAGACGCGCCGAGCCGCCGCGGAGACCAGAAGACAAAUCUUUAUUUUCGCUCUCUCGGUCUCAUUUCUUCUCUAUUUACUUUUUUUUUUUUUUUUUCUAUUUGUAUUUUUUUUGGUUUUUUUUUCGUGUGUACUGGCUUACCGUGGAACCAGUCGCGGCUCGGCGGGCGGAUCGUGGGCCACCUUUCCCCCCUUUCUUAAAGACGCUCGUCCGGAUCUUCCCCACCAAACUGGAUUAACUUCAAGGCGUUAAACGCAGCCCGAUUCGCUUUGUGUGCGUGUGUUUAUUAUUAUUAUUAUUUUAUUUUUAUUUUUUUUUACGGCGGGGUGACGAACCUUUUUUUUUUUUUUUUUUUUUUUUUUUUUUUUUUCCCCGGGGGUCACCAUGUUGUGGAAAUUAGCAGACAACGUCAAGUAUGAGGAUGACUGCGAGGAGAGACACGACGGCGGCAGCAAUGGCAACCCGCGGCUGCCCCACCUGCCGGCGGUCAGCCAGCACGUCUACAGCCCGUCUCCCUCCCUCUCGCACUCGGCCAGCUCCGACUUCCAGCCGCCCUACUUCCCGCCCCCUUACCAGCCCAUCUCCUACCCGCAGUCCGGCGACCCUUACGCCCACCUGGGCGACCCCUUCAACAUCAACUCCCUGCACCAGUCGCCGUCGUCCAACCAGCAGCAGCCGUGGCCGGGGCGCCAGGGUCAGGAGGGGCUGGCGGCGCACGCCAGGAGCGGCCUGGCCGGCCAGAUCCUCGGCCUGGAGGGCGGCGGAGGAGGCUCGUCCGCCGGGGUGAGGAGGGAAGGCUUCCGCCGGCCCGAGCUGCUGCCCCCGCACGCCCACGGCAUCGAGGCGUCGGUGAUCGGCGAGAGCAUGCAGGGCAUGCACGAGAUGGGCCACGGGAUGGAGGACGUGCAGCACGUGGAUGACCACAGUCUCAUCAUGGCAGAUCAGACAGUCAUCAAAAAAGUAUUAGGACUGCGAGGGGCCAGGAGCCUUGAUCGCGUACAGAGGACUUGUUAUCAGGGGGGCAUCCUUGGGGGGCCCGUGACUCUCCCCAAAGGCAACGCGCUGGGCCUCCCCUUCCAGAAGGAGUCCCUGCUGGGCAUGGUGUCCAACCCCACGGAGGUAUUCUGCUCCGUCCCGGGUCGCCUCUCACUGCUGAGCUCCACGUCCAAGUACAAGGUGACGGUGGCCGAGGUCCAGAGGCGACUCUCGCCGCCGGAGUGCCUGAACGCGUCGCUGCUGGGAGGAGUUUUACGCAGAGCCAAAUCAAAAAACGGAGGUCGCUCGCUGCGAGAAAAACUGGACAAAAUUGGGCUCAACUUGCCUGCGGGACGAAGGAAGGCGGCUAACGUCACUCUACUUACCUCGCUUGUGGAAGGUGAAGCUGUUCAUUUAGCCCGUGACUUCGGUUACGUGUGCGAGACGGAGUUUCCUGCCAAGGCCAUCGCGGAGUACCUGGGCAGGCCGCAUGUAGAACGCAACGAGGUUAACUCUCGCAAGAACAUGCUCCUCGCUGCCAAGCAAAUCUGCAAGGAGUUCACCGACCUCCUCACCCAGGACCGUUCGCCGCUGGGCAACUCGCGUCCAGCGCCCAUCCUGGAGCCGGGCAUCCAGGGCUGCCUGACCCACUUCAGCCUCAUCAGCCACGGCUUCGGCUCGCCGGCCAUCUGCGCCGCCAUGACCUCGCUGCAGAACUACCUGAACGAGGCCCUCAAACAAGUGGACAAGAUGUACCUGAGCUCCGACACGCAGGGAGGCUCCGACGGCGGCGGCAAAUCCUCCGACAAACUGGACAAGCACAGGAAAUGAGACCAGCAAGCCCGCCCCCCCCCCCCCGCUCCCUGUGAACUCCAAAACCCCUGGUACGCCCGGCCCCUUCCAAUCUAGUAUUGUCGCACGGGGCUGUGUUCGAAAUCACUCCCUAUUCACUAUAUAGUGCACUAAAUAGUGAGUCGGCUAUUUUGUAUUGUAUUGUAUUUGCCCUAUGUCGCGGGUGUCCAAACGUUUUCCUCCAAGGGCCGCAUACAGACCAAUGGGAGGAUGCUAGGGCUACUUUGAUUCAUACUUUCAUUUACUAAACACAUGCAGAAACCCUGUAUGUCCAAAGGCGGUCAGUUUUAUUUUAUUUUGUUAGAAUUGUUUCCGUUAUUUUUACACAUUAUUGGGUGUGUUGUAAAUAGCUUGAAAAUAAAUCUGUUAACGCUCUCGGAGACUUCAACUGCCUGAGAAGUUUCUCCACCACGUCCUCAUUCUGCGGGAGCUUCGCGGCAUUGCGUCGCCUCAAGAUUGAGACAGAUGAGAUUAUUAAAUACAUCCCACGAUGCAAUUGCGCUAAUGCAGAAAAAUGAAAACACGGAUGGAGAUCAACUCAAGUACUUUGAGAUACAACAAUAUCAUGUUGUUCUAAUUUAUUAGUUUGUUCGGGAUUUAUUAUCACCUCUAUAGUCCACUAUAUAAAAAUCAAUUUCAGUGGACAUUUUAGGGACUAAGUAGGUCUGCUAUGUAAAAAUCCCUUUGUAGUAAUUAGGGAUUGGGAAUUAAUGAAUGAUUCCGAACGCAGUUGCUGCGUUUCAAAUCUUUCACUCAUUCCUUACCCUAUUCGCUGUGUGGAUUUCUAGUGGACAUUUUAGUGAACUACAGUAUGUUAUCCACUAAAAUGAAACUCUGUAUAUAGUGAUUAGGGAAUGAGUGAACGAUUCCGAACACAGCCGCUGUUUCUCCGAGGCAGCUGCCGGGCAACUUGGAGGAUCGGCGCAUGCUCUUUUUAUCCUGCCUUCAAGAGGACAUCAUUUCAAGAUGAGUUGCUGUGAGCCCCCCUUCCUUCCUUCCUUCCUUCCUUCCUCCUUCCUCCUCCUCAGUGGAGUCUGGAGGCAAAUCCUCUGAUUUCCUGUGUCUCGGCGGACUCGUAAAAGGACAACUUUUUUUUUUUUUUUUUUUUUUUAUGAGACAGAGACGCAAUUCCCCACUGUUUUUCUGUUAUUAUUGCUCGUGCUUUGUUUGUAUGACCGCGUGAGGAGCAUUCCAAUGUUGUUUUGUGCUGUCUGAAUGGGUCACACAACAGAAGCCUCGCUGUAUGCUGUCUUAAAGGAGACAUAUUAUGCUUUUUUUUUAUGAUUAGAAACAGUUCCUAAGUGUCUUAAUAACAUUUCUGGGACAUGCUUUUGUCAAAAUACACCAAGGAUCAAUAAUUAUAGGACGCUGUUUCACACAAAUGAACUUUUUGAGCUGGAAUCAGCUUGUUUUGAAGGCGCCGUCCCGCCCUCCCUCUACUGCGGGGUGUGCCAACGCAACAAUGACUUUUGUUACCAUGAUGACGAAAGCGGUGGCUACCUGUUGAGCCCUAAGUCUAAAAUAAAGUGAGUGCAUGUAAGCCUCCCCAUAGACAAAGUACAAAGCACGGAUUGUAUUUUCACUCGUGGACGCAGCACUUCAUCACCAAGCGGAUGAAUUUCACUUGUCCAUUUGGGUAGCGCAUCUGUGCAUGUGGUGCAUGAUGUUCCCCAGGCCGAAUCAGGCCUCCGCUUCAAAAUGGCAGAUCUUCAGCCAGCCUAGCUGCCAAGUCAUGGACAGAGAAACUCCCUGUGGGUGUGUUUUUAAUGUAUAAUAUGCUCCCUUUAAAGGAGACAUUGUGCAUUUUUUUUCACCAUUUAAAAUAUCAAAAUAUAAAAUAAAUUCCCAUGCAUCUUAAUAACAUGUCAGCGAAAUGCUUUCAUCACACCAAGAAUUAUAUAAUUGUUCACCCUCCUUGUUGAGCUGAAAUCAGCCUGUUUUGAGGGGGCAGUCCUGUCUCAUGCAAAUGAGCCACUGCUCACCAAGAAUGGCUUUUGUUGCUAUGAGGACUAUGGGGGGUGGUUACCUUUUGAGCCCCAAAUCUUAAAAAUGUUAGUGCACAGGUAAAGACCAAGUAAAACGCUUGGAUUGUAUUUCCACUCGUGGAGGUAGCACGGCAUCGCCCUGCUGAAUUACGCUUCAUUAGCCCGAUAGCAUAUUUUUUCAAACAAAAUGCAAGGCAAUCCGUGCAUGCAAAUAGAAACAUGCCUCGCCCCCAAACUUGAAACUUCACCCGACCUAGCUGGCAGGUCAUGGGUGAAGAAAUUUGCUGUGGGGAACGUUUUUAUGCUAAUUAAAUAUUCAUUUUCAGAAAUAGGCAAACAACAAAAGAUUUAAUUGGUUGUUUAUUUUCACACUCGAUUGGCUGGAAGGCACACAAAUAUCUGUAGACAAUUAUAAAGUCAGUUUGACAUAAUAUGUCCCCUUUAAAACUCAUUCUAUUUGUUGACACAUGAUGUGUUCAUCCUUUUAGUAUUUAAAAAAAAAUAUCAACCUAUAGAUGAGUUUACCCCUGUGCGUGUGCUUGUGUGCGUGCGUGCAUGCGUGUGUGUUGUGAGCAUGUGGUAAUCGUGUAAAUAUUUCUUUCUAAUUAGACACUAAAUCCCAAUAUAGAAUUUUAUCCACACAAGCUUGUCCCCCGAUGUAAAUAUUUUCUAAUUUAUGUUGUAAUUUAAUGGGCCUUUCUUUUGUUUUUCUUUUUUUUUUUUGUAAAUAAUGGACACUUUUUUUUUUUUUUUGGUGUGUGGUUUUUCAUGAUGGCGUGUUUUAUAAUAAACGGGUUAGUUUUCUAUUGAGUAGAGAGGUUAGCAAGCGGGCGUGAUAUGCUUUUUUUUUCAUUUUGGAAAUGAUGUGAAAGAUUUUAAGAAAACAGUAGAAAAAAUAAACACGAUUCAAGCCUGAUGCUUGACAGUGAC
Phyllopteryx taeniolatus (common seadragon) is the source of this 4781-nucleotide messenger RNA. It is a transcript of the gene tfap2c, whose product is annotated as transcription factor AP-2 gamma (activating enhancer binding protein 2 gamma). Gene Ontology annotation, molecular function: DNA-binding transcription factor activity, RNA polymerase II-specific; RNA polymerase II transcription regulatory region sequence-specific DNA binding. Gene Ontology annotation, biological process: regulation of transcription by RNA polymerase II; regulation of cell population proliferation; anatomical structure development. The transcript has 8 exons. The record is from RefSeq and is a predicted model, not a curated record. Gene Ontology annotation, cellular component: nucleus. Bases 424 to 1845 code for a protein of 473 amino acids. Lineage: Eukaryota; Metazoa; Chordata; Actinopteri; Syngnathiformes; Syngnathidae.